UAGACUGGCAUGUGCACACAGUGAAGCCUAGAGUUAUAUCUGAGUAUUAAGAGUGGAGUAUCGGUGAGGACAGGAGACUGAAGAGAAGUGCUAACAGAGAGGGAGGAAGAGUCACAUAAUGGAGGGUCAGCCAUCCUGCUGUGCUGCGUGUCAGGGCGUCCUGAAGGAUCCAGUCUCUACCAGCUGUGGACACUGGUUCUGCAGAGAGUGCAUCACCUCAUACUGGGACCAGUCUGGUUCACCAGGAGACUCCUCCUGUCCCCAGUGUGGAAAAAGAUCCAGGAGAGGACAUGAACUGGAGACGGCUGGUGAGACCAGUGCCGAACAAAUGAGAGGUGGUCUUCAGGAGGUUUUAGAUGAACAUAAGAUCAGUCUGAGGAGGAGAUGUGAACAUGUUACUGAAGGAACUGAUGAGGCAGGAAGUAGAACUCUCCUCAACAGGAUCUACACUGAGCUCUACAUCACAGAGGGACAGAGUGAAGAGGUGAACAGCCAGCAUGAGGUCAGACAGCUUGAGACAGCUUCCAAGAGGGAGAUUAUCCAUGAAACACCAAUCAAGUACCAUGAGAUCUUUAAAGCCCUCCCUGACCAACAGAAACCCAUCAGAGUGGUUCUGACUAACGGUGUCGCUGGUGUUGGAAAAACCUUCACGGUGCAGAAGUUUACUCUGGACUGGGCAGAGGGCUCAGAAAACCAGGACAUCAGUCUGCUGGUUCUGCUUUCAUUCAGAGAGCUGAACUUGAUCAGAGAUGAGUGCUACAGUCUUCUGGAGCUGCUCCAUGUUUUCCAUCCAACAUUACAGAAGGUCAGAGCUGAGACGCUGGCUGUCUGUAAACUUUUGUUCAUCUUUGACGGCCUGGAUGAAAGCAGACUGUCGUUGGAUUUCAACAUCAGUGAGGCUGUGUCUGAUGUGUCAGAGAAGUCAUCGUUAAACGUACUGCUGACAAACCUCAUCAAGGGGAAUCUGCUUCCCUCAGCUCUCAUUUGGAUAACAUCUCGACCUGCAGCAGCCAAUCAAAUCCCUCCUUCAUGUGUGGACAGGGUAACAGAGGUCAGAGGCUUCACUGACGCUCAGAAGGAGGAGUACUUCAGGAAGAGGUUCAGUGAUGAAGAUUUGUCCAGUAGAAUCAUCUCCCACAUCAAGACAUCCAGGAGCCUCCACAUCAUGUGUCUGAUCCCAGUCUUCUGCUGGAUCACUGCUACAGUUCUGGAGCACAUGAUGAGCAUGGAGCAGAGAGGAGAGCUGCCCAAGACCCUGACAAACAUGUACUCACACUUCCUGUUGGUUCAGACCAAGAGGAAGAGGCAGAAGUAUGAUGGGGGACAUGAGACCAGUCCACAGGAGCUGAUGGAGGCUGAAAGAGAAGUUCUCCUGAAGCUGGGGAGGCUGGCAUUUGAACAUCUGGAGAACGGAAACAUCAUGUUCUAUGAAGAAGACCUGGAGCGCUGCGGUCUGGAUGUCACAGCAGCCUUGGUGUACUCAGGAGUUUGCACAGAGAUCUUUAAAAGAGAGAGUGUGAUCUUCCAGAAAACAGUCUACUGCUUUGUUCAUCUGAGCGUUCAGGAGUUUCUGGCUGCAUUCUACAUGCUCCACUGUUUCACCAACAGGAACACAACAGUACUGGAGGAUUUCCUGGAGACAGGAAACAGUGAAAAUGAUGACUGGAGUUCUGGUGAUGAUUAUAAUGAUGAAACAGAUGACAGUGACACUGAAAGUGAUGACACUGACUCUCGUUUGGUAGACUUCCUGCAUAAAGCCAUGAAAAUAUCUCUUCAAAGUAAAAAUGGCCACCUGGACCUGUUUGUUCGUUUUCUUCAUGGACUGUGUGUGGAGUCAAACCAGAGACUCUUAGGAGGUCUGCUCGGUCAGAUUGUCAACAGUCCAGCAAUGAUCCAAAGAAUCAUUGACAACCUGAAGGAGAUGAACAGGUUUGGUAUCUCUCCUGACAGAAGCAUCAACAUCUUCCACUGUCUGAUGGAAAUGAAUGAUCUCUCAGUAUAUCAGGAGAUCCAAGAGUUCCUGAAGUCAGAAGACAGGUCAGAGCUAGAACUCUCUGAGAUCCAGUGCUCUGCUCUGGCCUACAUGCUGCAGAUGUCAGAGGAGGUUCUAGAUGAGUUGGACCUGGAGAAGUACAACACAACAGAGGAGGGAAAACUGAGACUGAUUCCAGCUGUGAGGAACUGCAGGAAGGCUAAAAUUACUGUCCAGAAUUUCUCAGAGGCUCACUGUGAAAUCAUAGCCUCAGCUCUGAAGAGUAACCCCUCACAUCUGAGAGAGUUGAACCUGGAGUACAUCAGCACCGAUUCAGAGAUGAAGCUCCUGUGGUCUGGCCUGGAGAGUCCAAACUGUCAACUGGAGAUUCUGAGAUUGAGUAGAUGCAGUUUGUCAGAGAUCAACUGUUCUUCUCUGGCCUCAGCUCUGAUGACUAACCCCUCACAUCUGAGAGAGCUGGACCUGAGCUACAACCUUCUCCAGGAUUCAGGAGUGUAUUUUCUGUGUGAUUACCUGCAGAGUCCAAACUGCAAACUGGAGACUCUGAGAUUGAGUAGAUGCAGUUUGUCAGAGAUCAGCUGUUCUUCUCUGGCCUCAGCUCUGACGACUAACCCCUCACAUCUGAGAGAGCUGGACCUGAGCUUCAACGAGCUCCAGGAUUCAGGAGUGAAGUUUCUGUGUGAUUACCUGCAGAGUCCAAACUGCAAACUGGAGACUCUGAGAUUGAGUAGAUGCAGUUUGUCAGAGAUCAGCUGUUCUUCUCUGGCCUCAGCUCUGACGACUGACCCCUCACAUCUGAGAGAGCUGGACCUGAGUGACAAUCAUCUCCAGGAUUCAGGAGUGAAUUUUCUGUGUGAUUACCUGCAGAGUCCAAACUGCAAACUGGAGACUCUGAGAUUGAGUGGAUGCAGUUUGUCAGAGUACAGCUGUUUUUUUCUGGCCUCAAUUCUGAAGACUAACCUCUCACAUCUGAGAGAGCUGGACCUGAGCUUCAACAAGCUCCAGGAUUCAGGAGAGAAGUGUCUGAGUGACCUUGUGGAGAGUCCAUACUGCAGACUUGAGUCUCUGAGCUUUUGGGAUGAUGACGAUAAAGUGAUCAGAGCUGAUGAUGAGAUAAAAUCUCUGAAGGCCCAACACUUCUCACUGUCAGAAGACUUCAAUGUCCAAAAGGAUGAGAAGGAAAACCUUUAUCUGCUUGAUGAUAAAACGGCUCCAUUAUCCUUCUCACUUGAAGAGACUGACUCUACAUACAGAUUUUCUCAGAGUGGAUGCAGUUUGUCAGAGAUCAGCUGUUCUUCUCUGGUCUCAACUCUGACGACUAACCCCUCAAGUCUGAGAGAGCUGGACCUGAGCUUCAGCGAGCUCCAGGAUUACGGAGUGAAGUUUCUGUGUGAUUACCUGCAGAGUCCAAACUGCACACUGGAGACUCUGAGAUUGAGUAGAUGCAGUUUGUCAGAUAUCAGCUGUUCUUCUCUGGCCUCAGCUCUGACUACUAACCCCUCAAGUCUGAGAGAGCUAGACCUGAGCUACAACCAUCUCCAGGAUUCAGGAGUGAAGUUUCUGUGUGAUUACCUGCAGAGUCCAAACUGCAAACUGGAGACUCUGAGAUUGAGUAGAUGCAGUUUGUCAGAGAUCAGCUGUUCUUCUCUUGCCUCUGCUCUGAUGACUAACCCCUCACAUCUGAGAGAGCUGGACCUGAGCCUCAACGAGCUCCAGGAUUCAGGAGUGAAGUUUCUGUGCGAUUACCUGCAGAGUCCAAACUGCAAACUGGAGACUCUGAGAUUGAGUAGAUGCAGUUUGUCAGAGAUCAGCUGUUCUUCUCUGGCCUCAGCUCUGACGACUGACCCCUCACAUCUGAGAGAGCUGGACCUGAGUGACAAUCAUCUCCAGGAUUCAGGAGUGAAUUUUCUGUGUGAUUACCUGCAGAGUCCAAACUGCAAACUGGAAACUCUGAGAUUGAGUGGAUGCAGUUUGUCAGAGUUCGGCUGUUCUUCUCUGGCCUCAGCUCUGAUGACUAACCCCUCACACCUGAGAGAGCUGGACCUGAGCUUCAACAAGCUCCAGGAUUCAGGAGAGAAGUGUCUGAGUGACCUUGUGGAGAGUCCAUACUGCAGACUUGAGUCUCUGAGCUUUUGGGAUGAUGACGAUAAAGUGAUCAGAGCUGAUGAUGAGAAAAAAUCUCUGAAGGCCCAACACUUCUCACUGUCAGAAGACUUCAAUGUCCAAAAGGAUGAGAAGGAAAACCUUUAUCCGCUUGAUGAUAAAACGGCUCCAUUAUCCUUCUCACCUGAAGAGACUGACUCUACAUACAGGUUCAGGUGUCCUGGUCAGGGUGUGUUCAAGUGUCUUUCCACUCGGCUGGUGUUUGCUAUGGCAAAGGAGGUGGAGCUUCAGUACAAGACUGUCCAAUGGGAUGAAGCUGUCCUCCAGUCAGCUGGCAAGAUGGCCGCUGGGCCGCUGUUUGACAUCCAGUGUCCUGAAGAAGCUGUGUGUCAGCUCCACCUCCCACACUGUGAAUCAAAGGAAGGACUGCUUGUUGAUGGAGGCUUGUCUGUUGCCCACAUCACUGAUGAUGGGAUGAGCUUUUUGGAGCCGUUGGAGAUCACAGACACUCACGUGGUUGUGAAUGUCUCUCACCUAUCCUCCUUUGGCCUGGUCUGGGAUUUUUUUAAAAGGUUUCUGGGAUAUUCCCAGCCAGUAAACGGAGCAGUCCUGCUGUUCCUCCGACCUCUGACUGUAAGCAAUAAAGUGCUCUAUGUGUUCCUGGUGCCGGAAAACAUCCACAUGAACAAGCUCUUUGAACAGCAGAGAGGGGCAGAUAAUAUCCCGACCUCUUCUGAAUGUCCUCUCAGCUUUGGUCAAAAUUACAGUGUCCACUGUGAACCUGAGGGCUUCAAAGUGCAGCCACAGCAUGCAACCUUUCGCUCAAGGUAUGGACCAAACUAUUUCCCAACAUUUGAAGUCUUCCUGGAGAACCAAGAGAAAGUGACUCUGAAAAUCCAGGACCAAGACAGGAGAGAAGUCUGGAGACGUGAUGUGUUUCUUAUAGGUUCAAGAAGAGAAACUCUGUCGAAUAUUGUUCCAGCAGAGGACAGGCUCCCAAUAGGGGACAGGGGUCCAGCAGAGGACAGGCUCCCUAUAGGGGACAGGGGUCCAGCAAAGGACAGACUCCCUAUAGGGGACAGGGUCCCAGUAGAGGACAGGCCUCCUAUAGGGGACCAGGCUCCAGCAGAGGACAGAGUCCUUACAGGGGACAGGGUUCCAGCAGAAGACAGGGUCUCUGCAGAAGAGAGACUUCUUUCAGUUAGGACAGAGUUCAUCAGAAGAGUGACAGACACUGAUCUGAACCAGCUCAUAGACAGACUCCUGCAGCACGGUGUUAUACAUGAUGAACAGAUGCAGUCCUUCCACACCAAAGUCAGAGCAGACAAAGCUCGGGAUGUGAUCGAUUCAGUGCGAGGAAAGGGAGCUGAAGCCAGCUCAGUCCUGAUUGCCUCUCUUUCUGAGGUGGAUCCAUUGCUUUGCAGAGCACUGAACUUAAGAUGAAAACAGAGAAAGAUCUGAGGGGUGUGAUGAUGUAAACAGCUGGCUGCUUUACAAUUAACCCUUUCAGUGUUGGAACCUUGAAAAUGAGAUGGAUUAUAUGAGGAUGAAAUACUCCCUCCAUCACAGUGCACUGAAUUAUUUGGCCAAGGGGCAACAUAAAGAUAAAGAAUUCACUUGGGCCUAAAAUGAAUUUUGUGGUAAACCACAGGUAAUAGUAGAGGUAGAGGAGUGAUGACCUAUGGUGACCACAAAGGCUCACUUAAAAAGAUUAGAAUAAAAUCAGAUAAGUGUAGUGUCCCUGAUGCCCACCCAGUUUCUAAGAGGUUCAACUAAAACAGUAGGAAAAUCAGUAUCAAAGGCUGCACUAAGAUCUCAAAGAAUUAAAAUCUUGGGGCCGUCUCAGCGCUGUGACCUGCUCUAAAACCACACUGGAAUUUCUCAAAGAGGUUGUGAUUAGACAUAAGAGAUUAAAGCUGUGUUAAAACCACCUUUUCUACAACUCUGGAUACAAAUGGAAGUUUUAAAAUUAAUUUAAAAAAUCAAAGAGGGGUCAAGGGUAGUUUUCUUUAAAAGAGGUUGGACCACAGCAUUUUAACAGAGGGAAUUUCUCCUUAAGUCAAAGAACUGUUGAUUAUUGAUAAAAUAUGGGGACCCACAGUUUGCCCAUCAUUGGUCUCUUGCAGACUCAAACCUGUUGGCUUGAUUGGUGUGAAUGUGUGCUUCAGCUCUGAGACUUCCUGUGGAGGGUCGGCGAUAGGGGUGAGCGGUAUAUGCGGUAGACGGCAUAAAUGACAUAAAUUUGGCCUACGGUAGAGAUUUGGACUCUACCGACCAAUCACAAUAACACUUGUUAAUGACGUCAUCGUACCUGCCUGUGAGUUAGCAGGCAAAAACGUGUUUUUUCCUCUCAAAGUCUGAUGGCUGUACUGCAACUAAGUCAGUGUGCUAUCUCUGUCAGACUGCAUGGGGCUAGUGCAGGCACUUAGCUUGUGUGCCAAGCACACAAAAUAAGUGCUGCUUUGGCUGGUCGCAGAGACCAGUGCUGCAGCGCUCCCUCUUACACAACGGCAUAAACAACCGUUUAAGUCUAUUUUAACUUAUGACUUUCUUUUCUAAGUCCACAGUGAGUCAAAUAUCCAGGCAAUGGUCAGAAAAGCUGCUGUAAACUAUCCGUAUUCUCCAAACAGCAGCCAGAGCUAAGCUAUCUCAAUGCUAAACACAAUACUUCCGUCAAGCUCUUCACAAUAAAAGUCUGCGGCUGUUAUUUUUCUGAAACGCUUUUAUUGUGAACGCCUUCAGUAGGAAACGUGUUCAAGUCAUUAGCAGCUUAACACACCUCUUCAGGAUUGAAAUGAAAUGUGAAACUUGGAGAGCAGUUAGAAGUAAACCCAGAGAGACUUAAAAAAAAAAAAAAAACAUGUUUACUGUGUUCCUAUACUUAGAGAUAAAUUGAGUAUGCCAUCAAAGGUUUUAAGGGAAUAAGGGGGUUAAUAACUCUUGAAUUUGGAUUUAAAAGCAUUAUCUAUUUAUAAUUUUGUAAUACCAUGAUAUAAUACCGUAUUGUCAAAGGCAAGAAAAAUACCAUGAUAUGAUUUUUAGGCCAUAUCGCCCAGGCCUAGUUGGCUAUAACUUGUAUUGGCGAGUGUUAAAACCAGUUAAGGAUUGUAGCUACUCUUGGUGGAAAGGAAAGUGUGGUGUUUAUUUUGUAUUGUGUGUCUUAUUUUGAUGAACUUCCGGUUUCCGGAGCUGGUUGCUGGCUGCUAACUUUCCUUUGCUUCUCCUGAGGCUGUCGCCCCCCCCCCCCGUGCUGUGGAGAGUCACACCUGCAGCGAAUCGCUAAUUGACGCGCACUACUUAAGACCGGCUGCAGCUCUCUACAGCGCCUGAGUCUUGUCUACCUUACCACACGUGCCUCCUGCUCCGAUCACCACAGCCAGCUCCAGCACACUCUCACUCCCUCCUGGACUCUUGGAAUCCCCUUCCCCUCUUCACUUACCUGCACAAUAAACUGUUUAAAACCGCUUCCGUCUCCGCACCUGAGUCCAACCACUACACAACCUCACAGAAAGCCCUCUCCUAGUAAGGGUUAAAUAGAAGCCAACAGGCACCACCCAAAAACAAGAAAGUUUCUGGUCCAAAGAUGUACAAGUCUAUGUGAGCCUGACUGGUAUUUUAUUCGCUGACGGCAGCGACAGCUGAUCAAAAAAGAAAAAGGAAAAAUAAAACAGAUUCUAUGGUCCGAGAUGAAGUACAAAAUUAGCCUCAGAGACUAUCCUCUGUGGUUUCAACUCAUGAGGGAUUUUUGAUCAUAUAUUUGACAUCUUUAACUUGUUUUUCCAUUCAAUCAUUUUCCUUUUUUGUUACCUCUAUACUCAUGUUGAACCAAUAUGUUUGCUUUUGCCUUUGAAUUUAUUUCCCCAUGAUUUAUCACCCAUGUCAUUGUUUAGAAUUUUAAUCUACUUUUGCUGUAGAUCAAUUUACUUUUACAUGUAAUCUGUUUAGUCUGUUAAGUCUCUCAACCUGAUUAUCAAUCUGGCUGUUUGAGUGUUUUGAUACGUUUUUAAAUAAAA
This is a messenger RNA of Cheilinus undulatus (humphead wrasse), 8109 nucleotides long. RefSeq names its product NACHT, LRR and PYD domains-containing protein 12-like. The record is from RefSeq and is a predicted model, not a curated record. Bases 119 to 5539 code for a protein of 1806 amino acids. Gene Ontology annotation, molecular function: protein binding. The transcript has 25 exons. Lineage: Eukaryota; Metazoa; Chordata; Actinopteri; Labriformes; Labridae. Gene Ontology annotation, biological process: regulation of apoptotic process.